GUAUAGCGCCAUCUACGUUUCUAUAACACUGCGCUUAGUGUAGUUUGCGAGUGAGUGACUGGCAAAAACAGAAAGUGAGAGGAGCAGUUCGGAACCCCAAAAGUUAAUUUAGAUCUAUAUAGGGUUCCAUGGUUAACUGUGUGUAUUUUUGAAUUUUUGCUAAUAGUUUGGAUCAAAAUCAAAAGGAUACCAACAUGCAGGGAAUUCCACAUGGACACGAGACCGUCCCGAGUUACCAUCCAGUAGAACAACAGAGAUUCAAUCCGUACACGUUCAAUGGAGGGACUAUCAUGGCCAUGGCUGGUGAUGACUAUGCAAUCAUUGCUUCGGACACUAGGCUGAGUGAGGGCUUCUCAAUACACACCAGGGAUAGUCCAAAGAAUUAUCGGCUAACCGAUGGUACAGUUCUUGGAUGUGCUGGUUUCCAUGGUGACGUGCUUACAUUGACAAAAGUUCUUACUGCCAGACUAAAGAUGUACGAGCAUGAACACCACAAGAAGAUGUCUACUACAGCCAUAGCAGCGAUGCUUUCUACAAUCCUCUACUACAGGAGAUUCUUUCCAUAUUACACCUACAACAUUCUAGCAGGGCUUGAUGAAGAGGGUAAAGGUUGUGUGUACAGUUUUGACCCUGUGGGUUCUUACGAGCGUGAGACGUACAGGGCUGCGGGAUCAUCUAGCGCCCUCUUGCAGCCUCUCCUUGACAACCAGAUUGGUGGCAAGAACCAGGAAGGUUGGGUGAAGGAGCCAAUUCCUGUCGAUAAAGCCGUCGCUCUAGUCAAAGAUGUUUUCAUCUCGGCAGCUGAGCGUGAUAUCUACACCGGAGACGGGAUCGUUCUUCACGUUCUUACGAAAGACGGCUGCAAGGAGGAGAGAUUCCCUCUUAGACGAGAUUAACCGUUUUUUGUCUCGUGUUUGUACAGUGUAAAGCUCUCAGCAUCCUAUGCUGUCUGACUAUGACAGAAUUUUUGAAAAAGUUACAUUUGGUUCUUUGUUGUUGAAAUAUCAAACUUAAGAAUCUUUCUGAAUUAGGUUUCAGAGUAGGCAUACAAAGCUUGGAAUGGCAAUCAAAAGAGAAAUCGCGAAGUCCGCUACAAAUCACAGACUGCCAUGAACAUCGUUUUAUUUUGGUCCUCUAUUUUGAUGAUUUUUCUGAACUAAUCGUCUGUUUGCAUUUGAAUGUGGUAUGACCAGUUAAAAUCUAGAUGUACAAUAUUUUACACUAUUCAUUGUCCAUUAUUCCAAGUGUGACUUUUUCCUGUGCACUGUCAUAGUCAGAUUGUUUAGUGCAUUUUGUCCUUGGUAUGUAGUUUGAAUUACUCUAUACAUCAAUAAGAUUUGUCAAGUCGUCACAUUGACCCUUUAAUUGUGGUCACAGUUUUGUUCUAGUAUUGCCCAUCAAAAUUUACUGGCGCUAGAAGGACCAAGUCCUAGCAAUCGUGUAAUCAGAACACAUUUAAGUGAAAAUAUUGGUAAUUAUUCAGGGCUUGUUUCCACAUUAGGUGAUUUUGUUCUCAAAAUGGCUUAGGUAAAACAAAAUAAAUUAUGCAGCACAUGUAUUUUGCAAGUUUUGUAUCCCACAGCAUUGCUUCUCGAUACAGGAAUAUUUUGAUUAAUGUUCAAUCUGAGGGCCUUUGCAAGAUAGAUUUUAACUUCUUGGAUAAGAUUUAGCCAUUAGUAAUAGGAAGGAAAAGGGCAACCCUGUGAAAAUUUCCAGACAAACUGAAACUAUGUACCAUCUUAUUUUACUUUUAUAUUCAGUAUCAUAGGAAUACAAGUAUCAAUGAAGCGGGAAUCCAAAGCCAAAUUAAUACCCUUUCCAUUUUGAUAUUUCUCAAGAUUUUUGUAUCAUCAUUUGGUCACCUCUGUCAAAAGGCUGUUUGCAUAUUCUUUCAUGAAAAAUUACCUAUCAUUUGGAUGCAUUUGGAGGAAUAAGAUUGUACAAUGUCCAUGCCUUGAUUUAUAUUACAGACUUUGUACUUCAUGUACACACAGUAAACCUUGGCCAUUCAUAAAAGCCUGUAACGUCAAAUCUUAUUUUGAAAUGUAACUCUGCAGAGUUGUAUGUUCGAAAGAUACUUGUUGGUCUCCAUCCACUGUUAAACCUAUAUGCUAUUCAGGGAUAGCAAUGAUCAGCUGAAAGCUAGCACCGCCACAUGAAUGGAAAUCCAUCACAUGCUGGAAGGGGAUUAUUCCUUUAUUUUACCUUAGGGAGUGUAGUAAUUCGACAGUGGAGGAUUAAAAAGUCGUAUUGACAAAGAGUUUGCACAAUUUUUCCAAGUUACAUUGUAGAAAGUAAUACAAUCUUUGUAUGUAAUGAGAGAAUAAAAAAGAAUUUGUGUAUGACACACA
Messenger RNA from Strongylocentrotus purpuratus (purple sea urchin), 2351 nucleotides. It is a transcript of the gene psmb1, whose product is annotated as proteasome subunit beta type-1. The record is from RefSeq and is a predicted model, not a curated record. The coding region runs from base 195 to 896 and encodes 233 amino acids. The transcript is spliced from 6 exons. Lineage: Eukaryota; Metazoa; Echinodermata; Echinoidea; Camarodonta; Strongylocentrotidae. Gene Ontology annotation, cellular component: proteasome core complex.